Betta splendens (Siamese fighting fish) is the source of this 2716-nucleotide messenger RNA. It is a transcript of the gene thap12b, whose product is annotated as THAP domain containing 12b. The transcript has 5 exons. The coding region runs from base 243 to 2537 and encodes 764 amino acids. Lineage: Eukaryota; Metazoa; Chordata; Actinopteri; Anabantiformes; Osphronemidae. The record is from RefSeq and is a predicted model, not a curated record.
GGGCGUGGCCUCGACAACGAAAACCAUCUUCUUUAAAUUCAACCGUUGUGAUUAUGUUGUGCAUCAAACGAACACAGUUUAUAGUUGUGUGUGAGAGCGCUUAAGGGAUCGUACACGGCAGUUGUUUGUGUUAGAAGAAGUGAGUUGUUACUGCGGGUAUUCCUAAACCAAACUGCUUUUAUUUCAGUUAUCAUAUGUUAGUAGACAGUUACGUCAGUUAAGCUAACUACUUAGCCUGAAGCAUGCCGAAUUUUUGCGCGGCCCCAAACUGUACACGGAAGAGCACCCAGUCCGAUUUGGCAUUCUUUCGUUUUCCACGAGACCCAGAGAGAUGCCGAAUCUGGGUAGAAAACUGCCGGAGAGCAGAUCUAGAGGCAAAAACAUCGGAUCAAUUGAACAAGCACUACAGGUUGUGUGCCAAACACUUUGACCCAGCCAUGGUGUGCAAAACAAGCCCCUACAGGACUGUAUUGAAAGAUACAGCCAUUCCAACUAUAUUUGAUUUGACGAGCCACCUAAAAAAUCCUCAUACCAGGCAUCGCAAACGGAUAAAAGAACUAACAGAGGAAGAUAUUCGAAAGAUCAAAGAAAGGAGAUUGGCAUCUUCUAUUGAACAACUUGUUUCCAAAAAAGACACAGCAGUUGAGGAUGCCACGAGCGCCAAUGACGAACCCCAACUGUCCACAGAAGAAAAGGAGUUUCGUGAAUACCUGAGAUCAUUGUUUGAGGUUGUGCUCAUGAUGGGAAAGCAGAGUAUCCCAUUAGCGGUGGAAAGAGCUGAAGAGGAAAAGAAAUCAAGCAACUUCCAGGCGCUUAUAGAUUACCGCAUAAAUGCUGGAGACGAAGGAUUGAAGAAACAUUUUGAGACAGCUGCUGUGAACAGAGAAUACCUCUCUACAACCCAGCAGGGCCAACUCCUGGAUAUAUGUGAGAACACAGUGAGGGAGGAGAUGCUAAUGGAAGUGAGAGAGAGUCGGUUCUUCUCUCUUGUAACAGGUGAACUUGUUGAAAUUUCCACUGAAAAACACUUGCCUAUAUUUUUACGCUUUGUGAAUCAGCAGAAUGUCCUCAGGGAGGAGUUUCUGGACUUUGUGCCAUUUAAUGGAGAUGAGUCUACGCUGGUUGAGAGGCUUGAGGCCCAGCUUACCGACCGUUGGGGACUUAGCAUGGAGGACUGCCGUGGUCAGGCCCACAAGGCCACCGGGACGUCCACCAUUAAGAUGAAAGCUGUGGCUGUAUUACUGAUGGAAAAAUAUCCCCUGGCGUUGCACAUGCCUUGUUCCCAUAUGACACUCAACAUCCACCUGGCCAACAGUCUGCCUUUUCCCAACGUGCAGGUUGUCAUGGAGACUAUUCGUAGGAUUGGUGCUUUCUUUAAAUCCCCACUCAUCCAGGAGGAGCUUGGUCAUGCCAUUUCUAUUCACUAUCAGAAAAAUGAAGAGAGAGGACUUACGCUCAAACAAAGCUGUGGCCAGGGCUGGACUGAGCAACACAAUGUCUUCGAUGUGCUGCUGGAUCUGUUGCCUCCUCUUCUGCUGUGUAUGGACACCAUCUGGGAAAACACUAAUGGAAGGUUCUCAGAUGCCGUCGCAGCAGCUGCAUAUUCAAUCGCAGAAACUUUGGCUGACUUUGAGAUCGUUGUCACCAUUGUUAUAUUAAAGAAUGUUCUCACGUUUACCAGGGCCUUCGGGAGGAACCUCCAAGGGGAAACACUUGAUGUGUUUUUUGCUGCUAACAGUCUCACCGCUGUUCUGCACUCACUGAAUGAGGUCAAUGAUAACAUUGAUGUUUACCAUGAAUUCUGGUAUGAGGAGGCUGUGAGUCUGGCAUCUGUAUUAGAGAUUCCUGUGACCAUCCCGAGACUGUUUCUUCGGAAGCAGCGCACAGCUGAUGUGAGUGAAUUCCAAGCAGAGACCUAUUUCAAGGAGUAUGUGACUGUCCCUGUUAUCCGUUGCAUCAUGCAAGAGGUGGAGGACAUGUUCUCUGACACCAACCUCAAAGCUCUUAAGUGCCUGUCUCUGGUCCCAGCUGUGAUGGGCCAAAUGAAGUUCAACACCACAGAGGAGAACUAUGCAGAAGUGUAUCGCAAUGAUCUCCCCAACCCAGACACCCUUCCUGCAGAGCUCCACUGCUGGAGAAUCAAGUGGAAGCACAGGGGCAAAGAGGUGCGCCUGCCCACCACCAUCCAUGAAACCCUGCAGCUCCCAGAUGUCAAGUUCUUCCCCAACGUGAACUCCUUCCUCAAGGUCCUGUCGACUUUACCGGUGCUGAAACUGGAAGACGACAGGAGCGACACAGCGAGCAAGAGACUGCAGGCUUACCUCAGCAGUGUACCUGCCCAGCAGUGGAACAAGAGUCUUAUAAUGCUCAACAUUAACACUCAAGUCAAACACGACCUGGAUGUUAUGGUGGAUAAAUACUGCAGACUCUACCCAGAGGAUGAGCCUGAAACUGAGGCUGAAGCUGAGGUUGAGGCUGAGGCUGAGGCUGAGAUGGAAGCUGAAGCUGAAGCUGAGGAGGAGGCUAUGAAAUCAUAGGAUUAUGACACAGAAUAUGAGUCAACCUGGGUUUUUUCAUACUGUUUUUAUGCUGAUGUAAAGCAGUAAUGGAUGCAAUUGUAUGCAAUCCCUGGGGAAAAAGACCUGUAUUGUAGUAAGGACUGAAACUGCAACACCACAAGAUGACCAUGCAUGUAAAGUUUAAUCUGUAAAUAUUA